AUGCACAGCGACGAGCGCGAUAUCUCCUCCCACGGCGUCUACAUUUCCAUAAAACCGGCUAUAUUGAGGUUUUUGCCUGUCACGCUGGAGGCGGCGGAUGGGCUGUUGCAGACGGUUAUGAAGGCGGCGGUGGAUACGGGGGGCGCGGCAGGUGGGACGGGAUUUGUGGAGGAAAGUUAUAUUGAUAGUUUUACGAAGUUUGGGGAGGAGGGGGAUUUCAUUGCGCUCGCGCCUAUGAGGCUGGCGAGUGGGAAUGCGGAUGGGAGUGCGGUGGUGGAUACGGUGGGGUGGGUGGAUCCGGUGCCAGCGGAGGGCGUGAGUGCGACGGGUGCGCUGGUGGCGGCGCCGACGGGUGGGAUUACGUUGCCGGUGGCGGCGAAAAUGAAAAGCCAAUCACCACCAAACCCCAUAGAUUUAGACCACAACCCAUCUAAGUUUCCUGAGACGCUUUUAAGACGCAUCACUUUUGUAAAGCAAGUGUCGAACAUCGAACAAGAUCCCGAAUAA
Molecule: messenger RNA, 507 nt
Organism: Bacidia gigantensis
Lineage: Eukaryota; Fungi; Ascomycota; Lecanoromycetes; Lecanorales; Ramalinaceae
Exons: 2
Coding region: 1-507 (168 amino acids)
Source: RefSeq, a predicted model, not a curated record